AUGGACGCCAUCAAGAAGAAGAUGCAGAUGCUCAAGCUCGACAAGGAAAAUGCCAUGGACCGGGCAGAGCAGGCGGAGGCCGACAAGAAGGGAGCCGAGGACAAGAGCAAGCAGCUUGAGGACGAGCUAGUAGCCCUGCAGAAGAAGCUGAAGGGUACCGAGGACGAGUUGGACAAGUACUCGGAGUCCUUGAAAGAUGCACAGGAGAAGUUGGAGCUGGCAGAGAAGAAGGCCACUGAUGCUGAGAGUGAUGUAGCCUCCCUGAACAGGCGUAUCCAGCUGGUUGAGGAAGAGUUGGAUCGUGCUCAGGAGCGUCUAGCCACAGCCCUACAAAAGCUGGAGGAGGCUGAAAAGGCUGCUGAUGAGAGUGAGAGAGGAAUGAAGGUCAUUGAAAACAGGGCCUUAAAAGAUGAAGAAAAGAUGGAACUGCAAGAAAUUCAACUUAAAGAGGCAAAACACAUUGCUGAAGAGGCUGACAGAAAAUAUGAAGAGGUUGCACGUAAACUCGUAAUUAUUGAGGGUGAUCUGGAGCGUGCGGAAGAAAGGGCAGAACUCUCUGAAGGCAAAUGUGCUGAACUUGAAGAAGAAUUGAAAACUGUGACCAACAACCUGAAGUCACUGGAGGCUCAGGCUGAAAAGUACUCCCAGAAGGAAGACAAGUAUGAGGAGGAAAUUAAGGUCCUGACCGACAAACUUAAGGAGGCUGAGACCCGUGCUGAGUUUGCGGAGAGGACGGUAGCCAAACUGGAAAAGAGCAUUGAUGACUUGGAAGAUGAGUUGUAUGCUCAGAAGCUGAAGUACAAAGCAAUCAGCGAGGAGCUGGACCAUGCUCUCAACGAUAUGACUUCAAUAUAA
Molecule: messenger RNA, 855 nt
Organism: Ailuropoda melanoleuca (giant panda)
Lineage: Eukaryota; Metazoa; Chordata; Mammalia; Carnivora; Ursidae
Product: tropomyosin alpha-1 chain
Exons: 1
Coding region: 1-855 (284 amino acids)
Source: RefSeq, a predicted model, not a curated record